Molecule: messenger RNA, 666 nt
Organism: Brienomyrus brachyistius
Lineage: Eukaryota; Metazoa; Chordata; Actinopteri; Osteoglossiformes; Mormyridae
Product: fibroblast growth factor 22-like
Exons: 3
Coding region: 1-666 (221 amino acids)
Biological process (GO): cell differentiation; fibroblast growth factor receptor signaling pathway; positive regulation of gene expression
Cellular component (GO): cytoplasm
Molecular function (GO): growth factor activity; fibroblast growth factor receptor binding
Source: RefSeq, a predicted model, not a curated record
AUGUGCAAAUGGACGCCCCCCGUUGUCCGUCUCUGUCCUGACUUGGUCCUGGACGCCGUCCCCUCCGCUGGACGCUUUUUCCCUGGGGCGACCUCCUUCUGCUUGGCAUGCUUCACAUUGCUCCUGGUGGCCGGGACCGUCCUGGGAGAGUGUCCCCUGGGGGGUCAAGGGGGAACGGGCCAUGAGACUCUGCCGGGGCUGGCGGGGGGUACAAACUGCUCCUGGACGCUAGAGCGCCACACCCGCAGCUACAACCACCUGGAGGGUGACGUGCGGCUGCGAAGACUCUAUUCCGCCAACAAGUUCUUCCUGUGCAUCGACAAGACGGGCAAGGUGGAUGGGACUCGACGCAAAAACUACGCCGACAGUCUCAUGGAAAUACGAUCUGUCAGCGUUGGAGUCGUUGCAAUCAAAUCCGUCAGCACUGGCCUUUACCUGGCUAUGUCAAAAAGAGGCACACUCUUCGGAUCGGUGAAAUACAGCUCCAACUGCAAGUUCAAGGAGCGGAUUGAGGAAAACGGCUACAACACGUAUGCUUCCUUGCGCUGGAAACACGGCGGGAGGCAGAUGUUCGUCUCGCUAAACGGACGGGGGAAGCCGCGGAGAGGUCACAAGGCGCGAAGGAGACACCCAUCCACGCAUUUUCUGCCCAUGUUGCCUUCAUAG